UCCACACCAGUCGUCCGUGGCUCACUCGCUCCAACUGCACUGGACGGAGUUCCGAGUUCUCCGCCAUUACGAUUGCACUUUUUAGCCGGCACAUAAUGUCGAAUUAUGCAACUGCCAAGUGUUGUAGCCACUAGCUGGAAAAAGCGAUAAGUGGAGUGAGCAAAUAGUGGGUUAUAAUAGGCCCAGCAACUGUUCCCAGCUGCCAGCUUAACUGUUCCCAGGCCGGCCUAUCUCCUUUUGAAGGGCGCAACAUGUGGGCGCUGUGACGUGCAUUCAAAUGAUGAGCAGCUCAUUGAUAUGCCCCGAAGUGCUUGGAAAAAUCACCGAGUUAGAACCAGAAACCCAGGGAAAUCUGACGGAAUUAAUUCAGAAAAAAUCACCAGAGAAUGAACUAAGCUGAGUGACCGAGUGCGAGUGACUCAAUGACAUGGCAAUGGAGGACCGCAGCCGCAUCUGGAGCACGGGCAACGUCAAUCAUGGCUUCUUCAGCGACAAUCUGCAGCAGCAGCUGCCAAUACAGAGAUUACAGACGCCGGGUAACCUGAGCCUGUUAUCGGCACCCGUGAGAGCCAAUGGCAGUGGAGGGGGCAACGAGCUUGGCAACGGAACCGGAAAUGGACCCCUGGUCGUUGCCUCUGCCACGGCGAGUGGCAAUGGCAAGCAGCUUCCCUACCAGACCAUAGGACCCACUCUGGUAGGCAUUCAGUCCAGGUUUCGUCGCAGUUACUACCACAAGGUGGUGCUGGGAGGCCUGCUGGCCCUCGUAGUCAUUCUGCUGAUAGCAAUCAUAGUCGUAAGCCUUAGUAUUAAGAAAUCCAGCUCGAUUUGCCGUAGCAAGGAGUGCAUCCGCACGGCGGCCAGCCUCAUCUACGCCAUGGACGAGCAGACUGAUCCCUGUGAGGACUUUUACCGAUUCACCUGCGGUCGCUGGGCCGAGGAGCAUCCGCGUCCGGACUCGGUGACCUCCAACGACUGGUUCCGGGAGCGGCAGGCGCACAUAAUGCGCCUGGUGCGGGAGUUCCUGCGCUCGAACAUCAGCCGAGCGGAGCCCGAGGCCGUGGGCAAGGCCAAGAUCGUGUACAAGGGCUGCAUGGACACGAAGCAGCUGGAUGCCAGGGAUCUGGAACCGCUGGUGGGUUACCUGCUGCGCUUUGGUCUACCCAUCCUGCCCUCGUCCCUGAACCUCACCUUGAGCAGUGGCUCCAAGUAUGCCGGAAACGCCAACGAAAGCUUCAACUGGCUGGAGUCCAUAGUGGCCAUCAAGCAGCAUCUCAGCAUGGAUCUGAUCUUUGGCUUCGAUGUGUUUCCAGAUCCCUUUAACAGAACCAUCAACAGGAUUGCCCUAGGAACGCCGGAGACGGACUCGGCGUUUCCCUUCAACAACGAUGACUCGCACAAGCUUCUGCGGAAGAUCCAUCGGAAGACGAUCUUCAUGACAAACAGUGACGACGACGAGGACGAUAACGAAGAGGAUCGCGAGAGUGAGGAGGAGGAGGCGGCUCGCCAGACCAGCGCAGGAAUGGCGGCCUAUCUGCACUAUGUGCGCAAGGUAAUCGAAAAGUACCUGCUGUACGUGGAGCCAGGGGUCAACCAGGAGGAGGCCACACAGGGCAUCACGGAGCUGGUCAAGCAGGGAGUCAAGGUGGCCAAGAAGGUGCAUGAGUUAAAAGAAGACGCCGAGAACAUAACCAAGCCCUCGAAGAACCCGGCAGACGACAUCAUCUACAUCUCCCUGCUGGACCUGCAGAACCAGACGGACAAGAACAUAGCGCCCAAAACUCUGCCCAUCUGGAUGCGCUACAUGGAGCUGAUCCUGAAGGGCACCAAGCACGCGGGCAACCCCCAGAUGACCAGCAAUCUGACCAUCAUCACCAGCCAGGCGGACAUCGUGUACCUGCAGCACGUGGUGGAGUACCUGGAGGACAUACCGCCCUCCCACAUCGAGUCCUACCUCUGGCUGAGUACCAUCGAGGAGCUGGUGCUGCACACCACCAGUGCCAUGCGGCUGCUCCACUCGGAGUACAUGCGAGUGGCCAUCGGGACGGAGGGCAGCACUCCGAGGUCUCUGUACUGCGCCAGCGGAGUGAAUAGCCUGUUCGGGAUGGCGGUGAGCUAUGUCCUGGCGGACGAGGAGUUCACCCGGGAGAAGCUGCCGCGCGUCCAGCGGAUGCUGAGCGACAUCCGGCGCUCCUUUGACCGCCUGGUCAAGUCAACCACCUGGAUGGACGAGGCCACCAAGCGGAAGACCAUCCAGAAGUCUGCCGAGAUGAAGAGCUUCAUCGGCUUUCCCUCGUGGCUACGCAAUGCCAGCGCCCUGAACGCCUACUACGCGGGCGUCGAGGUGAACGCGAGCAAGCACCUGGAGAACCUCAUGGACUUCGUCCACUGGCAGAUGAUGGACAAGCUGAACGAGAUGGACAAGCCGGAGCCCAUUGGCUGGGCGACGUCGCCCUCGAACGUGAAUGCCUUUCACACGUUUCAAUCAAAUGCAAUCACCGUGCCCAUUGCCAUUUUGCAGUAUCCCUUUUACGACCUGGGUCUCGAGGCUCUGAACUACGGCUCAAUUGGCACCAUCCUGGGCCACGAACUGACGCACGGCUUCGAUGACAGUGGCCGGCGCUUCGACCGGGCCGGGAACAUGGUCGAGUGGUGGUCAAAUCGCACCAUCGACGAGUACAUCAACCGCACCGAGUGCUUUGUGGAGCAGUACAGCCGGUAUCACCUGGAGGACAUCGAUGAGUAUAUCGAUGGCGAGCUAACUUUGGGCGAGAAUAUCGCCGACAAUGGUGGCAUGCGGGAGGCCUUCUAUGCGUACCGACUCUACGUCAAGGAGGUGGGUCGGGAGCGGGCCAAGUUGCCCGGCCUGGAGCACUACACCCACGAGCAGCUCUUCUUCAUCUCGUUCGGGAACCUGUGGUGCGAGACCUACACGCCGGCGGCCUCUAGGUACGCCCUCAGCGACUCCCACUGUCCCGGGCAGAUGCGCCUGCGGGGCGUCCUGUCCAACUCCGAGGAGUUCGCCAGGACCUUCAAGUGCGCCCGCGGCACGCCAAUGAAUCCCAAUCAGCCCAAGUGCCGGAUUUGGUAGGCGGACCAGGGGCAGUGGAAUGGACAGUGGACAACAGGAACAGUCAAGUGAUUUUUCUACACAUUCGUACUAUAAUUCGUACAAUAGUCUAAGGUUUAGAUCGAUUAUACAGGUGUGUCUUUUGCACGGCUUUUGAGGUGCAAAUAAAUGGUAAAAGCUUUUCGAUGGAA
Molecule: messenger RNA, 3258 nt
Organism: Drosophila serrata
Lineage: Eukaryota; Metazoa; Arthropoda; Insecta; Diptera; Drosophilidae
Gene: Nep5
Product: M13 family metallopeptidase neprilysin 5
Biological process (GO): protein processing
Cellular component (GO): plasma membrane
Molecular function (GO): metalloendopeptidase activity
Source: RefSeq, a predicted model, not a curated record